This is a messenger RNA of Uncinocarpus reesii 1704, 1260 nucleotides long. RefSeq lists its product as uncharacterized. Gene Ontology annotation, molecular function: double-stranded DNA binding; ATP-dependent polydeoxyribonucleotide 5'-hydroxyl-kinase activity; polynucleotide 3'-phosphatase activity. Gene Ontology annotation, biological process: DNA repair. Bases 1 to 1260 code for a protein of 419 amino acids. The transcript has 8 exons. Lineage: Eukaryota; Fungi; Ascomycota; Eurotiomycetes; Onygenales; Onygenaceae. The record is from RefSeq and is a predicted model, not a curated record.
AUGGCCCGCGAAAAGCGCACUCGACCAACAUUCACCUCCAUCCUUGGGCAGAAAGAGAUAUCUCCGCCACCAGCUACGAGGAGGAAGAUCACGUCCACGACCACAAGUGAGGCCGUCACCAACUUCUUCACACCUCGUUCACAGAAACCUGUCUCUUCAACAAUCCAGCGCAUCUCAUGGCGUGUCGUUGAUAAUAGUUGCCUGGUUGCGACAUACUCGAAGGGACCUUCAAAGCAACCGGACGCAAAGACUACCACUCCGGCCAGACUGCAGCGCAUUGCAGCUUUCGACCUUGAAAACUACAUAUCUAGGUAUCAAAUCGUCAUGGUAACGAAUCAAAAAAAGGUUGCCUUGAAGAAGGCCGGCAAGAAUACCCUUGGUGAGCCCAAAAGUUUGUCUAUCUUCAAAGCGAAGGUUACAUCGGUGAUGAAUGCGCUGGGUGUGCCGCUGAGCGUAUAUGCUGCAACGGAGUAUGACAAUUUUCGAAAACCCCAAACAGGCAUGUGGAAGAUGUUCCUGGAUGAUUAUGAUUUGGACUUUGAAGAUGCACUCGACUUGGAAGGCUCCAUAUUUGUUGGUGAUGCAGCAGGACGCAGUGGUGACCAUUCCUGCGUCGACCGCAAUUUCGCGUCGAACAUCGGCUUGCAAUUUAAAACACCAGAGGAGUUCUUUCGGGGAGAGCCUCCUCAACCAGUUGAAGUCUUUGAUCCGAAAACCUAUAUCCGAGAUAACACAACGACGUCCCUCCCAUUUGUCAAAUCCGAUGGCCAGGAGCUCGUAAUAUUCUGCGCGAGUCCGGGUGCGGGAGAAUCAACAUUCUAUUGGAGAUAUCUUCAACCGUUGGAAUACGAGCGAGUGAACCAAGAUGUCCUCAAAACUCGUUCCAAAUGUUUGAAAGUUGCCGACGAGUAUUUAAAAGGCGGAAAAUCCGUUGCCGUCGACAACACCAAUGCAGACCCUGAAACACGGGCCCAUUGGAUAGAAUUGGCUAAAAAGUACAACGUGCCGAUUCGCUGCAUAAGGUUGUCAACUCCGCAAAGUAUAUGCAAACAUAACAAUGCGGUUCGCGCUGCGAACCCAAAAAUUGAGUCUCUAAACCCCGAAAACCGCACUCUUCUUCCCGGCAUUGCGUUUGGAGAUUUCACUCGGCGGUUCCAAGAACCGCAAAUCUCCGAAGGCUUCAAAGAUAUUAUCCAUGUGGAUUUCCAAUUCGAAGGGGAUCCCACCGCUAGAGAGAUAUGGGCGCGGCAUUGGAUAUAG